CUAUUAAGACUUCGCAUUUCCCACGCUGUCUGCUACCUGCCAACUUCCCAGAACCCGCCUAAAUAACAGUCAAAAUACUCCAUUUUUUCCUCCAUUUCUGUAAUCAGCCAUGUACCGUUCAUCGAGUUCUUCACGAGUAUCUGAAGAGUUCUUUUUUAAUUCUUCUCCGAAUCUGAAAUCAACAAUUUCUACUGAAACUGAAGAACUACCGACGUUUAAUCCCCAAUCUCAUGUUGCUAAAAAGGAAAGAAAUCGUCUCAGAUCUGCUGAAAAUGCAAUCCAUCUUAUCCCUUUAAUACUGCUGCUUUCUGCUAUUGUUUUGUGGGUUUUCUCUAGCCCCGUUACUAUGGUGAAUAAAGCUGAUUCAAUUGUUGCCAGACUCAACAUUGCUGUGAAUCAACCUGGAAUCAAUGGAGACAGUUCAAAGAGAAGUUUUACAUCAAAGAUAGAGUCAGAGGACAUCGAUGCAACUGAUAAGUCCGUAGGUCAAGAAAAUAAUGAAGCCGAAGGAUAACAGAGUGAAGUUCCAUUACUCAUCUAGAAUAGACAUCAUCAAUCAUGGCUCAUACAUAUGUUAAAUUAGUGAACUGUAUACAACAUACAUAGGCGAUAUCACGUUAGCUGGCUUUUGAGUAAAGUUUAAAAUUAUCCCAAAGCACCAAGUGUUAUAGUGAAUGAUUUUCCCUUUGGUACUCUACUGUUAUAUUGUUUGUAUGCAGAAGCAUGUAUUGAAUUCGGAUACAGAAGCAUAAACACUUCUAUUAGCAAAUUCGUUGAAUCACAAAA
Messenger RNA from Solanum stenotomum, 786 nucleotides. RefSeq lists its product as uncharacterized. The transcript has 2 exons. Lineage: Eukaryota; Viridiplantae; Streptophyta; Magnoliopsida; Solanales; Solanaceae. The record is from RefSeq and is a predicted model, not a curated record. Bases 110 to 514 code for a protein of 134 amino acids.